Rodentolepis nana is the source of this 954-nucleotide messenger RNA. The record is from the annotation of a GenBank genome assembly. Lineage: Eukaryota; Metazoa; Platyhelminthes; Cestoda; Cyclophyllidea; Hymenolepididae.
AUGGCUUGCAUCAAACCGUUUGGAAACUUCAAUGCCGUUGAGGAUUGUAAGGCCUUGGAGAAGGCUAUGAAGGGAAUCGGAACCGAUGAAAAGGCAAUAAUUGACAUUCUCGCCUAUCGCUCAGCAGCGCAAAGGCUAGACAUUAUGUCAACCUAUAAGGCCCAAUUCGGAAAGGAUCUUUUGAAGGAGUUGAAGAGUGAGCUAAGCGGGAGAUUUGAACAGGCAGUUCUGUGGUCUUUCAAUGAUAGGGCCCAUGUUAAUGCUACCGCGCUGUUCAAGGCCAUCGACAGGGCAGGCACCGAUGAAUUGAUGCUCAUCGAUGUUCUCUGCACGGCUACUCCAGAAGAAAUAGUGGAAAUCAGAGCAGCCUACCUAGACGUUUUGGAGUUGAAGAAGAAGAAGAAUAGGGAUCUGGAGAAAGACAUUAGGAGUGACACUUCCGGAGACUUUCAAAAGCUUCUGGUUGCCCUGCUUCAGGCAUGUCGUGAGGAGGGUUGUGAUGAAGCACAAGCCAAGAUCGAUUCAUUUGACCUCUACAAAGCGGGUGAAGCGCGAAGCGGAACUGAUGAAAGCGCCUUCACUCGAAUUAUUGGCAAUCGAAGCUGGGAGCAUCUUCGUAAAGUUGACAAUUUCUACGUUGAUCAUUAUGGCCACAAUUUAAUUAAAGCUAUUACAAAGGAAACUUCGGGAGAUUAUAGAACAGCACUUAUUCGAAUUAUGCAAACUGCCACAAAUAGGGCCGAAACAGUUGCAGAAAUGUUCUACAAGAGCAUGAAGGGAAUGGGAACUAAUGACGAUAAUUUAAUUCGCCUAGUUCUUGUGCAUUCAGAGACUGAUUUGGCCCAUAUUAAAGAUGUUUUUCACAACAAAUAUGGCAAAUCAUUGGAGGAUAUGAUCAAAGGCGACACUUCAGGGGAUUAUAGAAAGUUCCUUCUCGCUAUUGUUAAUCAGUGA